Trichoderma atroviride IMI 206040 is the source of this 537-nucleotide messenger RNA. Lineage: Eukaryota; Fungi; Ascomycota; Sordariomycetes; Hypocreales; Hypocreaceae. The record is from RefSeq and is a predicted model, not a curated record.
AUGGCGACAUUUGAUGGCCUACUUCGCCUCAAUAAAUGGUCUCUUGUGACCUCAGUCUAUGAGGCUAACAGGUAUACAGAUGCUUACCUGGAUUUCCGAAUGGAACCUAUUGAUUUCCUGAAAGUUAAAGUAGGAGAAGCUUUCAUCAUUCGCAAUGCUGGCGGCAGCGUCUCAAACAACCUUGCCGAUUUCUUCUUCAAAGACAAAUUUCUUCAGAAUCAGCUCAAGGGAGUGAUUCUUAUACAUCACGAUGAUUGCGGAGUCCAGCACGUAACAGCAGAUGAUAUUUCGGCAGACCUGAAGGAGAGAUUUCCCGAGCAUUGUGCAAUCAUCGACAAACUCCAUUUUGGCAUGCAUAAUCCAGAUAGGUCAGUGGAAUACAGAACUUGCAAUCAAGAACAGCGUGAAAAAGACGUCGAAUUCUUGAAAGACUGCCCAUUCUUCCGCAAAGAUAUUGCCAUACGGGGCUUCAUCUAUGAUCUGAAGACAAACAGAAGUGAAAUGAUCGACAUGAGAUUUGAGGCAUUUGUGGAAUGA